Messenger RNA from Catharus ustulatus (Swainson's thrush), 2531 nucleotides. RefSeq names its product signal peptide peptidase like 3 (gene SPPL3). Bases 235 to 1395 code for a protein of 386 amino acids. Gene Ontology annotation, biological process: membrane protein proteolysis. Gene Ontology annotation, cellular component: Golgi-associated vesicle membrane; cytoplasmic side of endoplasmic reticulum membrane; lumenal side of endoplasmic reticulum membrane. The transcript is spliced from 11 exons. Lineage: Eukaryota; Metazoa; Chordata; Aves; Passeriformes; Turdidae. The record is from RefSeq and is a predicted model, not a curated record. Gene Ontology annotation, molecular function: aspartic endopeptidase activity, intramembrane cleaving.
UCGCGGCUGCUGAGCCUCCGCCCGCCUCGCCGCCACCAUCGCCCUUCCCGCCCGCGCGGGGACCCCCCCUCGGCUCCCCUCCCUCCUCACAGCCGCCGCCAUGUUGGGCCGGGAGCCGCAGCGGGGCCGCCACUGAGCCCCGGAGCCUGCGAGGAGGAGGCGGAGGAGGAGGCGGAGGAGGAGCCCGGGCCCGGCCGCCCCGCAGAGCCCAGCGCCGGCCGCCCAGCCGCAGCCAUGGCGGAGCAGACCUACUCCUGGGCAUAUUCCCUUGUGGAUUCCAGUCAAGUGUCCACCUUCCUGAUUUCUAUUCUCCUCAUAGUCUACGGCAGUUUCAGGUCUCUGAACAUGGACUUUGAGAAUCAAGACAAAGAGAAAGACAACAGCAGCGCUACUGGGUCUUUUAAUGGCAACAGCACCAAUAACAGUAAGGGUAUUCAAACCAUCGAUUCCACCCAGGCGUUGUUCCUGCCCAUCGGAGCGUCCGUGUCUCUCCUAGUUAUGUUCUUCUUCUUCGACUCAGUUCAAGUUGUCUUUACAAUAUGCACAGCAGUCCUUGCAACAAUAGCUUUUGCUUUCCUUCUGCUCCCGAUGUGCCAGUAUUUAACACGGCCUUGCUCACCUCAAAACAAGAUUUCCUUUGGCUGCUGCGGACGUUUCACUGCUGCUGAGUUGCUCUCGUUUUCUCUGUCUGUGAUGCUUGUCCUUAUCUGGGUCCUAACUGGCCACUGGCUCCUAAUGGAUGCUCUGGCUAUGGGCCUGUGUGUGGCGAUGAUAGCCUUUGUUCGGCUGCCGAGCCUGAAGGUUUCCUGCUUGCUGCUCUCUGGGUUGCUAAUUUAUGAUGUCUUUUGGGUGUUUUUUUCUGCCUACAUCUUUAACAGCAAUGUUAUGGUGAAAGUGGCCACACAACCAGCUGAUAACCCCCUGGACGUGUUAUCCCGGAAACUUCACCUGGGACCAAAUGUAGGCAGAGACGUUCCCCGUCUGUCACUGCCUGGCAAACUUGUAUUCCCAAGUUCCACAGGCAGCCACUUCUCCAUGCUGGGGAUUGGAGAUAUUGUGAUGCCAGGGCUCCUGCUCUGCUUCGUCCUGCGUUACGAUAACUACAAAAAACAAGCCAACAGUGAUUCCUGCGGCGCCCCAGGACCAGGGAACAUCUCUGGCCGUAUGCAGAAGGUCUCUUACUUCCACUGCACACUUAUUGGCUAUUUUGUAGGUUUAUUAACUGCAACAGUAGCUUCUCGUAUUCACCGGGCAGCCCAGCCUGCCCUGCUCUAUUUGGUACCAUUCACUUUAUUGCCACUCCUCACCAUGGCCUAUUUAAAGGGCGAUCUACGUCGCAUGUGGUCUGAGCCUUUCCACUCCAAGUCCAGCAGCUCCCGCUUCCUGGAAGUAUGAUGGAACAGACAGGAAGUGACCUGAACUUCUGCCUUGGUCCUUUUCACUUAACUUGUGGCUUUGUUGUCUCCUAAAGCUGGACUGGCUGGUACUUGGGAAGGUACCAGCGAUGGGACAUGUAUGAAAGGACUUUGUAUUAAAGGAGGGAAAGAAACAAAAGCUAAAAUCCCAGAGCUCCGCGUGACUCCGUAUCUCCCUGCAGAUGUGGAAUUGGGGACCCUUUGUGCAACUGCAGCCACUUUCCUCUUUCCUCACUCAGAUGGAUUAGUACCAAACUGUUACCUUUGUGAGAGAGGAAGAGACAGACUUGAAACUAAAAACGGCUUGAAGUCGUUCAAAAACUUGUGAACACUAAACACAAAAACAGUUAAGCAAACUGAGGCUUCUUCAGAGAAUCCCUCGUGGACAUUGGGACCAGUUUCCUGCGGGACUUCGGUUUUGAAAAGAACUGAGACAGAAGGUCUUCUGUCACAAUAUUGGGUUUUUUUGAUUUACUAAAUAUUUCCUGUGGUGUGAGGUUACUUAUUAAAUCCACAGACAUUGAGUGACUUCUUGCAGUAUACAUAUAAAAAUUUGUUGUAACAAGUUACAUUUCCACCCAGAUGUCAUAUUGCAGUGAAAAAGGGCACGAUUUUUAUACAUAUAUAUAUACACACAUAUAGAUAUAUAUAUGAAUAAAUAAAAAGGAAAACCUGCUAAGAUCAUGCUGUGUAGCAGACAGGGGCUUGCUGUAAUUUUUAGCAUGUAGCGCAGUUACUCUGGCUUUAUGUAUAUGGAUCUACAAUGAGCUGCUGUUUUUUCCCCCCUUCCAACAACUGAACCUGCAGUUUAAAACCAAGUGUAGUAUUUGUACUGGUUGUACCAUGGACUUUAGGGGAUAUUUGAUUUGAUCAAUGUAGCAAACUAGGGAAGAAAAAAGUUCAAACCCAGCCCUGUGUGUCUGAGGGGGGAGGAGGUGGGGGGUGUCUUUUUUCUUUUUUUUUUCUCCUUUUUCUGAUUUUUUUUUUAACAAACAGCUCCCUUGCAGGUUUUUAGUAGUUCCUUCUUGACCAGUGCAUGUAUUAUAGCAGCAAUUGUCUUUGUGCUUUCUGAUCAUAGUAAUGUAUCACUUGUAAAUACAUUUUUUCUAUUUUCUA